Molecule: messenger RNA, 744 nt
Organism: Fusarium graminearum PH-1
Lineage: Eukaryota; Fungi; Ascomycota; Sordariomycetes; Hypocreales; Nectriaceae
Exons: 1
Coding region: 91-195 (34 amino acids)
Source: RefSeq, a predicted model, not a curated record
AUCACCAGCUUCAACAUCCAAACAAUCCUUCCAACUUACACCACAACUAAAACAACAACACCAAAAACCAAAACCAACUACAUCACCACUAUGCCUGCCUACGAGUACUGCUGCCAGUGUGGAGGCAUGAUUGUCAUCAGCACCACCUGCACCGCCUGUGGCCACAAGCAGUGCAACAACUGCCCUCUCUGCUAAAUGCCCAGUCAAGACGGCGACAACAUCACCUAUCCCACUCCUUUUCCCCUACUCCUCUGAACUCUACCCCAGAGGUUGCAAUGCCCACGAGAUGAGAGUCUCGACACACCCUUUCUCAGAUGAGACAUGACGACUUUUAACGACGGCGCAUCUCCUUCUCUCUACCCUCUUCAACAAUGACACAGUCGUCACAUUCACCCUUUACUUCUUCGACUUGAUUGAUACCCUUCUUCGGCAUUCCAGUAUCAGCAACACUGGUCUCGUUUCAGGUCUUUGUUAAGUUUACAAUGUGCUUUUCCAUCUCUUGCGAGGCGCACAAAGGAAGCAAGGAAAUGACGUCGGUGGUCUUUUUUUGUUCUGCAACCAGGGCGUUUCAAUCGUGCUAGCUUUGGAGGAGGCUUGUCUGGGGGAGGAACGGAUUCAAAACGGAUUAUUUUCUAAGUGUACAACAUAUCGAUACCCGUGGUCUCUUUUAAGAGGGACUUCUUCUUUUCUCUUCAGGAUCGCAGACAAGAAUACCUAAUAACAGGGCUUCUCACUUUCUUCCCA